UUGCUAUGUAAAAGCCAGUCGUAGUCGGGGAUCGUUGACUGUAAGAACGUUUAUUUGGCUAAAGAUUUAUUUCGUAUUUGUUUUGGUUUAUUUUGUGAUUAUCUGUGAAAUGGCUGAUAAAGAGACAAAGAUUGAAUCGAAAGAAUCAGAAGAAAAACUACGCGAAGUACUUCACAAAAUAGCGGAAGAACGAGGCUAUAAGGAUUACAAAUUAGACAUAAAGCCGACUUCAUCUGAAGGAGCAAACUUUUCGAGUGUACUUUUCACCGCUACAAUAUCAGAACACGGCAAGGAUGUUAUUAAUAUCUUCGCCAAAGUCGCGGCCUUAAACGAGACCGUUAGAGCAGGAGCACCGUAUCAGAUGUUCGAUACAGAAAUAUUAUUUUACACAUAUAUCAUAAAAACGUACAAACAAAUAGAAGAAAAACAUAAUGUGCCUAUUGAACACAGGGUUGUGGUACCAGAAUUGUACGGCAUCAACGAUGAAUACUUAAAGGAAACUGUUGUUAUGGAAAACCUGAUGUGCAAAGGUUACCAGAUGUUCGACAGGUUCAAGACCAUAGACUGGAACUACACUCAGGAGUCUUUGACACAACUGGCGAAACUUCACGCCUUAUCUAUAGCGUUUUCUAUUGAACAGCCCGAAGAGUUUGAGGAAAAAACAAAGAAUCUCAAAAUGAACAAUGAUAUGAGCGCAAUGAAAGAUGCUAUGGCAAUGACGCUGAUGAAAAUACAAGAAUCUGCGAAGGAUGAACAUAAAGAUCGCUUGAAGCAGUUCGUGGAAAAUGCAAUGGUACCCGAAAACAUUGAAUACAUGAUGAAACCAAUAAAACGAAUGAUUUUAAAUCAUGGUGACUAUCGACCCAGCAACUUACUCCAUAAAUUGCGCGAGGAUGGUACAUAUGACAUAAUUCCAAUUGACUAUCAGACCCUGACCCGUAGUAAUCCCAUAGUGGAUCUUUUAUAUUUCCUAUUCAACGGAUCAGACAAAGAAUUCCGAGCCAAAUACCUCAGAAAGGCUUUCGACCAUUACUACAAUGAGCUUUGCGCAUGUCUAACAAGAUUGGACUUGAAUCCUGAAGAAAUAUAUCCUAAGGAAGACUUCGAAUAUGAAUUGAAAGAGGUUUUACCCUUCGGUUUGUUCAUAAGUCUGAUGCUCUUGAUGUUAAUCACCGUAGAAAUGGAGCAUGUUCCGAAAAUUAGUGAAAAGACGGAAUUGAAAGAUCUGUACUGCACGCCCAGUGAAGCUUAUAAGAUAAGGAUGAACGAUCUUCUGGAAGACUGUAUUGAUAUGGGAGUCCUGUAAAUUAAAAUAUUUACGAUUCGAAUAUAAGACCUGAGCAUCAUAUAAGGCAGCUAGUAGAAUAGAAUAAAGUAUAAGACUAAUGUAGCUAAGUAAGACUUUAUAAAAAUACAGAACUUUAAUACUUUAACAUAAACGCAAUUUGUUCUUCUCGUGACCACGCUCGCUCGCUGCAAAGUUUGCGAAAUGUCCGGUUAACAAUAUAAUCAAUAAAUCACGUUAAAAAUCCCUCUCUUUAAUUUAUAUUUGUACAAUAUUCGCGUAAAAUGAAACACAAGAAAAUACGAUAUAAAUUAGUUUUAGAAGUCACCUCUGUAAAACAUAACAAAAAGCUUUUUACUGGCUAUGUGGCCUUUCUAAUAAAGUAUAAUAUGUAGUUAAAAGUAGUGCUAUCUACCUCACAUAAAAUAUAUUAACUUACUAUAAAAUAAUCCAUACGUUAAAUGACAUGACUAUAGCAUAACAUUCCAUCCAUCUACAUCUAAAAGAGAACUCGCUGGCUAACAAUUUUCUUAAGAAAAUUAAUAAAUAAGUUGACUUAUUUUAAGCAAAUUAAAAAUUAUAAUAAUGCAAUGUUUGUAACAUAAUAUACAGUAUGUUACCAUUAAUUUGGCAAGAUUUUUUGAUCUAAUCAUAGCCAAUAUCAAAGAUGAAGCAUUUAUGUCAAUAAUUCGGCUGUAAUGAAUUAUUUGUAUUUUUUUUAAAUAUAUUAUUGUCU
This is a messenger RNA of Colias croceus (clouded yellow), 2021 nucleotides long. RefSeq lists its product as uncharacterized. Bases 110 to 1306 code for a protein of 398 amino acids. The record is from RefSeq and is a predicted model, not a curated record. The transcript is spliced from 4 exons. Lineage: Eukaryota; Metazoa; Arthropoda; Insecta; Lepidoptera; Pieridae.